Athalia rosae (coleseed sawfly) is the source of this 555-nucleotide messenger RNA. RefSeq names its product 28S ribosomal protein S14, mitochondrial (gene mRpS14). The record is from RefSeq and is a predicted model, not a curated record. Gene Ontology annotation, molecular function: structural constituent of ribosome. Gene Ontology annotation, cellular component: ribosome; mitochondrial small ribosomal subunit. Gene Ontology annotation, biological process: translation. The transcript is spliced from 3 exons. Bases 85 to 483 code for a protein of 132 amino acids. Lineage: Eukaryota; Metazoa; Arthropoda; Insecta; Hymenoptera; Athaliidae.
ACGGAAUACCAUCAGUGUACAGUGCCACAUACGAGACGGAGAAGCAGACGACGCUGGAAUUCAACACUGUUCAAUACUUUGACGAUGUCCACAUUGGGGAUCGGCGUCACAGCUCUGUCAAAAUUCGUUUGGAAAGCCCCUAAACUUGCUGGAUUUGGGUUUCAACAAGUCCGUAACAAAUGGGUUGGGUGGAAGAUGAUUCGCGACGUUAAGCGGAGAAAAAUGGUGCAAGAACAUGCUCCUGAAAGAUUACGAGUUAAUUCGUUGCGAAAAAACACUAUUUUGCCUUUGGAGCUACGGGAAAUCGUAGACCAGGAGAUCGCUGCUUUUCCAAGGGACUCUUGCUUUGUUAGAAUUCGGAAUCGUUGCGUCAUUACUUCUAGAGCUAGAAGUGUUAUUCCGAGGUGGAGACUCUCCAGAAUUAUGUUUAGGCAUCUCGCUGAUUACAAUCAACUUUCUGGCGUGCAACGUGCAAUGUGGUAGUCGAGUGUUUUGUUUAACAAUUAAUUCGUAGCAAGUUUUUUUUUCCCAUAAUAAAGUUGUAAAACCCUUUAA